GGGUCCAAGUUGGACGGUUUCGCUCGAGGGAAGCAGAGUACCUACGACCCGGUAGCACGAAGGGAGAAGGAGCGUGCGCUGAACGCCAAGACCGUGAACAAGUAUCGCAAGCUCCAGAAGCGCCUGGCAGCGGCCGGGGAGCACGAGGCAGGGCACCGUCAUGAGGUGAGUACAGCUUGGUGUGGCUGUGGAAGAUGCGAACAUCAUUCAACACCAGUACAGCUGAUGUCCCCGAUUCGGCAUGCACAGGGCGUGGACGGCUCUGCUGGCACUCUGAGUGGGGCGCCUUCAGCAGGCGCACUCUUUCCCCCAGCCACUGAUGCCCUUGGUUCCCACGGGCACGGCCGCCCUCGCGUAUCGGAUGAUGGAAAGGAAGAAGGGGAGGAUGUCAAUAGUGCCGCCAGAUUUCCUGCAGAGGGACGGAAGUCGCAUGGUUCACAGCUGCUGCGCCUCGCUGAGAAGGUCGGUGCCACGAAGGAGGCUGCUCAUCAGGAGGCAGAGACCAGAAGGGCGGAGGCGGUGGAAAGGAAACGCAAGCUCGCGCAGGACAAGAAACGGCGGGCAGCAAAACAUCAGACAUUAAUGAAAAGGACUGGACGAGGCCAGCCGGUCAUGAAACACCGCAUUGAGAUGCUCUUGGACAAGCUCCAGUCUUGA
Auxenochlorella protothecoides is the source of this 657-nucleotide messenger RNA. RefSeq lists its product as hypothetical. NCBI's taxonomy places the organism in Eukaryota, Viridiplantae, Chlorophyta, Trebouxiophyceae, Chlorellales, Chlorellaceae. The annotation marks the transcript as partial. The transcript has a single exon. The record is from RefSeq and is a predicted model, not a curated record. Gene Ontology annotation, cellular component: nucleus.